CUAAAACUGCCACCCUAUUGAUUACUAUCUUGAAAUUAAAUCAAAUCACCCAUUAAUAAAGUGUCCGGACCACACAGGUUUGGCCGGAGAUGAAUCUCUCCGGUGCCUGGACCUUUUCCGGCGUCUCAGAGCUGCCGGCGCUGGUGGCAGGACAGUUCAAAUCCUUCAAACCCCCGGCGGCGGCCCCCGCCGUCCUCAACGCUCUCGUCUUCGUAUGCUGCUCGGCGACUGUUUUGCUGUUCGUGGAGUGGAUGUACAUGGGGGUUGUGAUUGCCGCUGUCAAAUUGGCUCGGAGAACGCCGGAGAAGCGGUUCCGGUGGGAGCCGCUGGAGGAAGACGGCGGCGACGCCGAGCUCGGAAACGCCUCUUUCCCAAUGGUUCUCGUUCAAAUCCCAAUGUACAAUGAGAAAGAGGUGUAUAAGCUUUCAAUUGGUGCUGUGUGUGGGCUUUCAUGGCCUUCUGACAGGUUCAUAGUCCAAGUUCUUGAUGAUUCAACAGACUCCACAAUUAAGGAAAUGGUGGAAAUGGAGUGCCAAAGAUGGGCAAGCAAUGGGAUAGACAUAAAGUAUGAGAUCCGAGACAACAGAUAUGGGUAUAAGGCUGGUGCAUUGAGUGAAGGGAUGAAGCAUUGUUAUGUCAAGGAGUGUGAAUUUGUUGUCAUCUUUGAUGCCGAUUUUCAACCCGAGCCCGAUUUCCUCCGCCGCACCAUCCCCUUUCUUGUCCAUAACCCCAACCUCGCUCUCGUUCAAGCCCGUUGGAAAUUCGUGAAUGCUGAUGAAUGCUUGAUGACAAGAUUCCAAGAGAUGUCUUUGAAUUUUCACUUCAGUGUGGAGCAAGAAGUUGGCUCUUCAACCUACUCUUUUUUCUCCUUCAAUGGAACAGCAGGUGUUUGGAGAAUCGCGGCGAUUGAGGAGGCGGGCGGGUGGAAUCACCGGACAACCGUCGAGGACAUGGACUUGGCGGUCCGGGCUAGUCUCAAGGGCUGGAAGUUUUUGUACCUCAGCUCUGUUAGGGUAAAGAGUGAAUUACCCAGUACAUUUAAGGCAUUAAGGAACCAGCAACAUAGAUGGUCUUGUGGCCCUGCAAAUCUCUUCAGAAAAAUGAUGAUGGAGAUAGUGAGAAAUAAGAAUGUGAAUCUUUGGAAGAAGAUUUAUAUAAUCUACAGCUUCUUCUUUGUGAGAAAGGUGAUUGCUCAUGUUGGGACUUUUGUGUUUUACUGUUUGGUAUUGCCCACAACAUGUUUGGUUGCUGAGGUUGAUGUUCCACUUUGGACUACUUGUUAUUUGCCUUCUAUGAUCACUUUUCUCAAUAUUCUUGGAACCCCAAGGUCAGUUCAUUUGCUGGCAUUCUGGAUCCUCUUUGAGAAUGUUAUGGCGGUUCAUCGGGCCAAGGCCACUUUAAUGGGCCUUUUUGGAGUGGGCCGGGUCAAUGAGUGGGUUGUCACUGAGAAAUUAGGGGAUGGUCCAAAGUUGAAACCGGCCCAUAAAGAGUCCAGAAAACCUUCUUUCAAGAUUGUGGAAAGAAUGUACGUUUUGGAGCUCUCUCUUGGGGCAUAUCUCUUGUUCUGUGGGACAUAUGACCUUAUUUUCGGAAGACGACAAUAUUGUUGGUAUGUACUGCUUCAAGCGGUUGCAUUUUUUAUUGCUGGAUUCGGAUACAUUGGCACAUUCGUUCCCGCGAGUUCUUAGAAGCAUCAAAUGCGAUCUUAUGAAAGAAAUAAGAAUGAAUCUGGUGUUUUAGAUUGUGAGAUCUAAGGGUCAGGAUUGCAUCAAAAUUAGGUGCACCAAGAUGGUUUGAAAAUGCAUCAUGUCGAAAUGCACCAAAAUCUUUGAAAAAUGCACUAUCUCAAAAUCUGAGUGCAAGAUGCAAUCUGAGCCGUACGAUGCAUCCAAUCCAAAGACUAGAUUUUAUUCUUAUUUCUUUCACUAAGGUGCAUUCUCACUUGAAUCGGCU
Messenger RNA from Cuscuta campestris, 1953 nucleotides. Lineage: Eukaryota; Viridiplantae; Streptophyta; Magnoliopsida; Solanales; Convolvulaceae. The record is from the annotation of a GenBank genome assembly.